This is a messenger RNA of Drosophila rhopaloa, 2409 nucleotides long. Its product is annotated as transcription factor SPT20 homolog. The coding region runs from base 1 to 2409 and encodes 802 amino acids. The record is from RefSeq and is a predicted model, not a curated record. Lineage: Eukaryota; Metazoa; Arthropoda; Insecta; Diptera; Drosophilidae. The transcript has 3 exons.
AUGGUCGUGUCCGAAUCAGAAUCCGAAUUUCUGUUCUCUGGCCCUCAGCCCAUGAGUGAGCACCAGGAAGCCAUCGACGGAAAUCUGGAAAGUUUACUCGUAACACCUGUAAUUGAAUGCGUGGUAGAGUUGAAUCCUGGGAGUCCGAAUAAACAUAAAGAUACCAACAAAGAAGAGGAAAAUCCAGAUAGCGCAGAUCCCAAGGACCUAGAGGAAAAUCAAACAGAUACAAGUAGUCCGACAAGGGAAGACACAACUAGACCUCUUGUUCUAGAAGAAAGACACUCUCUGUCCAUAGCCGAAACGAAGAAGCGCAGAGCCAGUGUGUAUUCCAACGAACUGCUCUUUAUUCCCAAAGAACUCGCUCGCAGUGAACUUCAGCAGCGGACGAGGAUCCGUAGUAGAUACGCCAAGAAUCGGGACUAUCACCUGCGGAUGUUGAAGUUCCCCGUGGGAUCGGGUCGCCCUCGAUUCGUGGCCAAGCAAAUGAAGAAAGGCCAAGAGGAUAACCAGCCGAUCUCCAAGGAUUCCGAAGACGAAACUAACGAUUGUCUUGCGGAGGUUAAACAGGAAGAGUUUAUUGAGGAGCCGACCGAGGGACUUGAAAGUGCAAAGGAGUUACCCAUGAACAUGCCUGAUUUGAGGGCAGAAAGUAAAGUGAAGCACCAACUUCCCGACGAUGAAGAAAUCAGCAUUAUGUUGUACGAUCUGGUGAAAAAGGAGGUCGAUGAUAACAAUGACUUGGAAAAAAUGAACCGACAAAUCCUUCAGAGUCAGCGACAAAGUGUGAUAAGAUCCAGCAGCACAAAACUCCAGCACUAUCCCUAUUUGCGAUGGCACAAUCCGGAUCGAGUAGACCAGGACUUCAAGAUGGGGCUCUUGGAGCAAAGGAAAACCAAAUGGGAGCCGGAAAUUCAAGUCGGCUAUUGUAAGGUGAAUAAUGUAGAUGCCACAGAAUGUAUCAGGGAGGAGGAUCAGGGGGAAUAUACUCAAGAACUAGCUAUUCCUGACCCACAGGUUGAACAACCAUCAGUUUUAGAACCUCCAUUACAGCAAACGCAAGCAAUCAGUUGCCACGAAAUUCCAGCCCCAGAGCAAGUUAUUGAAGUGCCAGUCAAUGAUUUUACUCCUGCAAUAUCGGGAUCCCCUGGAGAUUCCGAACAAACAACAAAUUCUGCACUUCGUCAGCAGCUAAUGCAUCACAUUGUCCAGCCGAAUUUGUGCAACGAGGAAGUUUGCCAAUCCAUCAGCUGCAAUAACAACGCCAUCGAUCUAGUGAAUCAAAACCUCAGGCAACAUCAAUUCGCUGAGACUUCUAUAGCCAAUGACCUAAGUCAUCAGUGGAACCCCCAAAAUAGUGAAAACUUCAUCGAUCAGUCAUUCCACAAGCAGCAAUUGCAUAUUCAGCAGCAAUAUCUGUACCAGCAACUCAAUCAGGCACAAAACCAGCAGCAACAGGAAAUUAUCUACCAGCAACAUCAGCACGAGGCCGAGGACAAGUUGCAGCAAAUGAGGGCCAUGUAUCAGCGCAUCAAGAGCCGGGAGGAGGAGCAACUGCGUCUGAUGGGUAAGUCCUUGAAGAAGCUCCUGGAUGAGCGACUUAAUUGCGAACGCAAACAUGCGGAGGAGAAGCGUUUGUUUCUGCUGAAAAUGGAGCACAUCAAGAAGCUGGAGGACAAACUGAGGGUGGACAAGGAGCAGCUGCAACGAAACCUGAGAUCCGACCUCACAACUCUGGAGCUGCGAAUUACCGAUCAGCAACGACAGCAGGAUGAGAAGGCUUUAGCAUGGUCCUGGCAGCAGCAACAGCAGCAGCACCAGCAGCAGCAAUUGCAAUUGCAGCAGCAACAAUUGCUGGUGCAACAGCAAUCUCAGCAACAGCAGCCGCAUUUUAUGCAUCAACUGCACGGCCAGGAAUCCCAGCCAAACCAAGAGCAACCAUAUAUGCAGCAACACUCGAUUUUGUACGACCCCCCACCUUAUGUAUAUCCACUUGGCUAUCAAGAAUCGAUGGUAUAUCAACAGCGUUUACAAGCCUAUCACGAUCAGCAGAACUUUAGUCCAGCAGAGACUCACAAUGCAGCGAUUGAUAUGCAGAGAAGACUAAUCCUGCCGCCGCCGCCUCCAUAUUGCCAGUCCAACAGCAGGAUCUCAACUGAGGCCAGUUCCACGGCCAGGAAAGUGAGGCAUCGUCGUCCAACCGUCGACCAGAGGUCAGAUCCAUAUGCUGCCCCAACGAGGGGCCCCUUGCCACCAGCUGCAGAGGUCAUGCGAUUCCAGGAGAACCCACAAAUCGUACCACCCACAGCCCAAACUCAUGAGCCCAGUUCCAGAAACGAACAGAUAGGAAUCACUUCCAUCAUGACUAAUUACGUCGCUAACUUCAUGAAUAUGCGUGCUGAGAGAUAA